Alosa sapidissima (American shad) is the source of this 3671-nucleotide messenger RNA. It is a transcript of the gene ttll11, whose product is annotated as tubulin tyrosine ligase-like family, member 11. The transcript has 9 exons. Gene Ontology annotation, biological process: protein polyglutamylation; microtubule cytoskeleton organization. Bases 371 to 2521 code for a protein of 716 amino acids. Lineage: Eukaryota; Metazoa; Chordata; Actinopteri; Clupeiformes; Clupeidae. The record is from RefSeq and is a predicted model, not a curated record. Gene Ontology annotation, molecular function: tubulin binding; tubulin-glutamic acid ligase activity. Gene Ontology annotation, cellular component: cilium.
CGCGGAUCCCACGCCCUAUUUACAGAUGAAGUUAACUUAUUGCUUUGACAAUGCAUACCUAUGCUACACUUCUGCCACCUCUCUUGCAGUUCAAUGUAAGUUUGGCCAUAGCUGAAUUUCUCGGUUGUCUUCGUGUUUAACCUAGCCAUAUGGCUUGCUAUGCAAUUUUCCGUUACUUGCACCUGCCGAGUCGUGUCAGCUGAAGCGUGCUUUAUAGCACAGAUCAGAACAGCGGCUAGCUUUAGUUGAUUUUGAGACAAAGUUAAACCACUUGUCAUAUGCUGCUUGUCUGUGAAUUACCAAACCAUAGACGCUUUUGCACACAAAUUGCACUCUGUUUACACACUCGCUCGCGUUUUGGGCAUACAUAAUGAGUGAUCAUUAUGUGAAGGUAAAAGUUCAGCUUGAACAGCUAAAAUCCACGGGCGAGGUGGAGGAGGUAGAUGCGGCUGAGGAGGAACAGGUGUAUACCGAAACACCACCGGCAUCCCUUUCACCUGUUCCUACGGCCCUCGAGGUCCGGAGGGACACCUCAAAGAUUCUCGGCACGGCCAGAAACCGGAGCAAAAGUCGAACUAAGCUCGGCAACCCUAACAUUAAACCGGACGCGCCUGUUAGCCGCCUGGACAAUGCGCCCUCGCUCCAGAUUAAAGGCACCGGUAAGGUUUUGCAGGAGAAAGCUGAGGCCAACGGAAACGUGGUGAGCAGCCAGACACAACAGAAAGAUACCAAAAGUGCACAAAGCAAAGAGGAUGCCAACAAACUGGCCAAAAAGAGGAGACCGGUCACUGUGGAUACGUCUAAGGCUAAGACAUCUCUAGAAGCGCUCAAACUCAGCAUCCGGCAGCUCAAAUGGAAAGAGUUCCCCGCUGGUCGCCGCACUGCCUGUGACAUCUACUGGCACGGGGUGUCCUUCCAUGACAACGAGAACAUCGUCUCUGGACAGGUCAACAAGUUCCCAGGGAUGGUGGAGAUGCUGCGGAAGAUCAACUUGAGCCGUGCCGUUCGGACCAUGCAGGAGCUCUUUCCAGAGGAGUACAACUUCUACCCACGCUCCUGGAUCCUUCCGGAAGAGUACCAGAUCUUUGCCACACAGAUCCGCCUGGCCAAGGACUGCGACCCUUCCUCGCCGCGGCCGACCUUCAUCGUCAAGCCGGACAGCGGUUCCCAGGGCGACGGCAUCUACCUGAUCCGCGACCCCUCGGACCUGCGCUCCAUGGCGGCGGGCGGCGUGGGCGUGGGCGGGUCCGGCGCGGUCCGGCAGGCCGUGGUGCAGGAGUACAUGCAGCGCCCCCUGCUGAUCGACAAGCUGAAGUUCGACGUGCGACUCUACGUGCUCGUGCGCUCCCUGGAGCCGCUGGAGAUCUACGUGGCCAAGGAGGGCCUGUCGCGGUUCUGCACGGAACCCUACCAGGAACCCAGCGCCAAGAACCUGCACCGAGUCUUCAUGCACCUGACCAACUACUCGCUGAACGUGCAGAGCGGGAACUUCGUCCACUCCGACAGCCGCAGCACGGGCAGCAAGCGGACGUUCUCCAGCGUGCUCUGUCGACUGGCCGCCAAGGGCGCCGACGUGAAGCGCGUCUGGUCCGACAUCAUUGCGCUGGUCAUCAAGACGGUCAUAGCCCUCGUGCCUGAACUCAAGGUCUUCUACCAGGCCGACAUCCCGCCGGGCAAGCCAGGGCCCACCUGCUUUCAGAUCCUGGGCUUUGACAUCCUUCUGAUGAAGAAUCUGAAGCCGGUCCUGCUGGAGGUCAACUCCAACCCCAGUAUGAGGAUCGAACACGAACAAGAGGUGGCUCCGGGGGUGUUUGAGUAUGUGCCCAGUCCGGUGGACGAGGAGGUCAAGGUUGGGGUCAUCAGGGACACAUUGAGGCUCAUGGACCCGCUGAAGAAACAACACACAACUGGUGCGGAGCAGGAGGAGAUCCUGGUGGAGGCGGGGUCAGUGGAGAAGGCGGGGCCUGAGGAGCUCCUGCUGCCAUCCCUGUGCCUGAAGCAGGUGUUCCCCAAGUACACCAAGCAGUUCAACUACCUGCGCACGGUGGACCGCAUCGCCACCCUCUUCCUGCGCUUCCUCGGGGUCAAGGGCACCAUGAGGAUGGGCCCCACAGGGUUCAGGACCUUCAUCAGGAACUGUAAGCUGAGUAACAGCAGUCUGUCCAUGGCCUCAGUGGACAUCCUCUACAUCGACAUCACUCGACGCUGGGCCGGCAUGCUCCCCGACUCCAGAGAAGCAGGGAUGACUCUGCAGGCGUUUGUGGAGGCCUUCUUCUACCUGGCGGGCCGGCGCUUUAAGUCCCUCCCCCUGCGGGAGCAGGUGCUGUCGCUGCUCGAGCAGUGUGAGUCCGCCCUCCAGGGGCAGAGCCAAGACGAGAAGCCACGCCCACCCAAACGUAACCACGCCCCUUCCAUCAACCCCACCGCCCAGACCAACUCACCGGCGCCUGCACGCCGUAGCCAUGACUACCGGCUGCACCAGACACUGCGGCCGACAGCGAAAGGGAACACGGAGCACUGAGUGCACACACACACACACACACACACACACACAGGCAAACCCAAGUGACUGGUGGAGCAAGAGUGAAACUCUUAUAGACCUGUUUGCUUUACGUAUCUGAUAGGAAGUAUGUGUGUGUGUGUGUGUGUGUGUGUGUGUGUGUGUGUGUGUGUGUGUGUGUGUGUGUGUGUGUGUGAUUUUAAAGAGGGUGGAGGAGGGGGUGAGAGCUUGCUUUUGGUUUGUAAAAAAAAACUCUCCCUCCACAACCUCAGUCGAAGAAAAUGUACAGUUGUACAGGGGGAAUGUCUGUAUGUGUGUAUGCACAAGUGCAAUCAAAAUGGCUCUAUUUUCAGGGAAAUCUAUGGAGCUUAAACUCACCACAUUAUUCACACACACACGCACAUACACACACUUAUUUUCCCUCUCUGUCACACAGCUCUAUCACAGCUCGCUCUGUGUGUGUGUGUGUGUGUGUGACACGGAGCCUUAUUUGCACUGCCCUCCUCUUAGUAUUUCCUGCACAUAGACACUUGAGUGAUGUGUGUGUGUGUGUGUGUGAACCAAUCAUAGGCAGGGCCAAACCCCACUCCUCCUGGCUCAACCAAUCAAAGCCUGAGUAAGAGAGUUGGCAUUAUUUCCCAUGAUCCUUUGACUUCUGGUCUGCAGCUACUUUGACCUCACAGCCUGGUGACUGACUGUCUCCUCUGGAGAACACUACGCGUUUACUUAUUCUAUUUAUCAUAUAUAUUCUAGAGUUCUCUUUAUAUUCUGUUGAAAUUAAGUUUAUUUUGUGAGAUUUUAACUUUUUUAUUUUCACUUGAAAGCUAGCACGUCUCUCACUCUCUCACACACACACACACACACGGUAGGCCUGGGCAAAGAGCUCUGCCGUGAUUCUGCUCUGACAUAAUAGAUACAGCGGAACAGUUCUCCCGGUUCUUGGUAGAAAUACACUCCAGCAUGGUGGCAGACUGCAGUCCACUCUGGAAUGGUUCAGCCUCAGAACUUGGUCAGAGGUCUGUCUGAAAAGAGCGACCCAAGGGUCUCCAUAAGAAGGUGUUUGUGAGGGAACCAUAUCAGUGGCAUUUGAGUCUUAGACCCCAUCAGGUAUUAAUCCCACUACUUCAACUUGGCUGGGAUGGGACUUAAUAAACAGUAUAUUACAAAAUCA